CAACCUGACUAGAUCCUGAAUAAAUCGUGAUCUGACUGUAAUCCUGCGAAUAGGAGAUCUAUAUCAGAUCAAGAAGAGAAAGAAACACUCCUUUAAAUUUCAUUUGUAGUCAGAACGAAUCAUUUUCUUUCAAAUGACAAAAAGUUACAAUAAUUCUAUAAAACGCAAGUUGAUUAUCAAAAGUUAAUCGGAAUGUGGUCAAAAUCAAUAUUCAAUAAGAAAAAUAUGAAAAAUUCAUCUCAAUCAAUCAAUCAAUCAAGAAAACUCAUCUUGGCACCAUUUGUAUGUGGCAAAAGAUUGCAUGGCAGACAUCCCUUCGAAACAAUGUGAUUCAAAGAUUCGUUUUCAAUGAGUCUGCGAUCUGCGAUUUCGCGUGAUAGGCGAAGAUCUUUGAUCUCGUUACGCAAAUUCGUUGAUGAAGCAGCGAAUCGACAUCUGGCGAUGAAGGGGCAAUGUUCGUGGUGCACUUUUAGCGAAGUAAAAGUAGUCGAUGUAGUCGAAGUAGUCGAUUAGAGACGAUAGAAUUUUGACAAGUAUCAUUUCAGUAAAAAAGGAGAAAUAGCGAAACGAGCUUGAUCAAAUCGGUGUUCAGAAUUAGACAUGCACAUUUCAGGCUGAUUUAUGACGCAACAUCUACUUCAUCUCUUCUACCACUCCUCAUCGCCGCUUGAUUUGCCGGCUGCCGAUCGCGUGUAUAAUCCACAUUAUCUUCUCGUUCAUCGUUGCUGCUACAUCUCGUUACAGUUGGUACGCUUAAAAUUUCUAAACUUUAACUCAAGAUUUAAAUAAUAAAAUGUCCAUUAUGUACAAUAAGGUCACUCACUGUAUCUUUGAUAUGGACGGUUUGUUACUCAAUACAGAACAUCUGUAUACCAAAGCAUUCAAUCGUAUCACCAAUCGUUAUAGCAAAGAAUUCACUUGGGAACACAAGGCACAUAUGAUGGGUUUGAAGACUAAAGACACUGCCGACUACAUAAUUAAAUUGUUGGAAUUACCGUUAACAGCGGACGAAUUUAAGCAAGAGAUUAUUGGGAUCUAUCAGGAGUUGUUUCCACAAACCAAUCCUAUGCCAGGCGCCGUUCGAUUAUUGAAACAUCUGAAAGAAAACAACAUUCCGAUUGCAUUAGCUACGAGUUCGGAUCGAGAAAACUACGAACUGAAAACUACACAUUGGCGCGAGCUUUUUGAGCUUUUCCAUCACAAGGUGAUCGGUGGCUCGGAUUCCGAAGUCACGCAUGGAAAACCGGAACCUGAUAUAUUUCUCACAGCCGCUAGGCGUUUUCCUGACAAUCCAGAUCCUUCGAAGUGCCUGGUUUUCGAAGAUGCACCAAAUGGCGUGAAAGCAGCUCUUAAUGCCGGAAUGCAGGUUGUUAUGGUGCCAGACCCAAUGCUUCCCAAACAUUAUACAAACGAAGCAACCUUGGUUUUGGACAGUCUCGAAAAAUUUCAACCAGAAAAAUUUGGAUUGCCACCAUAUGUGACGUAGUACAUCCUUUUUUUUCUUAUCGGAUAUCUUAUGGACUCGUGGAUGAGAAAAGUUCGCACAGGAUCAUCACGUAUAAGAAUAAAGAUAAUCUAAUUUGUUUUCCCU
This is a messenger RNA of Pogonomyrmex barbatus (red harvester ant), 1591 nucleotides long. RefSeq names its product pseudouridine-5'-phosphatase. The record is from RefSeq and is a predicted model, not a curated record. Gene Ontology annotation, molecular function: phosphatase activity. Lineage: Eukaryota; Metazoa; Arthropoda; Insecta; Hymenoptera; Formicidae.